AUGGCAGGAGCACCCUCUCUCUGUGCCCUGCUGCUGCUGCUGUUUCCUCUGGGCACUCUGCAGGCAGGGGGUCAGCAGGUCCCCCAUCAUGAGGCACAGGCUGCACCCCCACCCCCACCUCCGCCCCGGACCCUGGUCAGCCACAAUGAAAACCCCAGCGAGGAGCAGUCGAACCAUGACGUCACCAAAGUGGUCGUCUUCAUCGCAGCCUCCAUCGGGAUCUUUGUCCUGAUGGUUGUUGUUUACUGCAUCUACAACCAGUUCUACACCAAGCAGCAGUACCAGCACACACAGCUGAACGACCAAGAUUUCCCGUCAGGCCUGUAUGAUCCUCCCCCGGUCUUCUUCCAUGGCUCCACCUUCUCCAGUGCUUCAGAUGUUCGUAAGUGCGGAUACGGCUCUCUGUCUGCGUCUGCGUCCAUCAUCUCAGUGCCCCCCAGCCUGUCGCCCCCACCCCCGCCCCGCGCCCUGCCCUUCCCUCCGCCUUUUGUCUCCUCUCACUCCCUCAGGACCAUCUCAGCCCGGGACCUGCAGAGGGGCUGCAGCUGA
This is a messenger RNA of Knipowitschia caucasica, 549 nucleotides long. The record is from the annotation of a GenBank genome assembly. NCBI's taxonomy places the organism in Eukaryota, Metazoa, Chordata, Actinopteri, Gobiiformes, Gobiidae.